GUCAAAAUGAUACAGUAUAUUCACUCGCAUCAUUAUAUUCACGGUAAUAUAAAACCACAGAAUGUCAUUGUGAGGCUUGGUGAUUUGAGUGACACCAUCUUUCUUAUUUAUUUUGCAAUCACAAAGGAGUUCUGGAACACAUCAAAUAAUGUCCACAUUCCAUUUUGCCAAGGUCAAUGUCUUGCUGGCACUCCUGCAUUUGCUUCAGUCAACAAUCACUUGAAAGUUGAACUGGGUUGUCAUGAUAACCUCGAGUCACUUACAUACAUGUUGAUAUACUUCCUGUAG
Messenger RNA from Suillus fuscotomentosus, 288 nucleotides. Its product is annotated as kinase-like domain-containing protein. Gene Ontology annotation, molecular function: ATP binding; protein serine/threonine kinase activity. NCBI's taxonomy places the organism in Eukaryota, Fungi, Basidiomycota, Agaricomycetes, Boletales, Suillaceae. The annotation marks the transcript as partial. The record is from RefSeq and is a predicted model, not a curated record. Gene Ontology annotation, cellular component: cytoplasm; nucleus. The transcript has a single exon. Gene Ontology annotation, biological process: signal transduction; peptidyl-serine phosphorylation.